Molecule: messenger RNA, 1923 nt
Organism: Marasmius oreades (fairy-ring Marasmius)
Lineage: Eukaryota; Fungi; Basidiomycota; Agaricomycetes; Agaricales; Marasmiaceae
Exons: 13
Coding region: 1-1923 (640 amino acids)
Source: RefSeq, a predicted model, not a curated record
AUGUCUCCCCAGUCUGCAAAAAGUAAGGGCAAGGCGAGGGCGGUUGACUCGGAGCCCGCAAUACCAUCUUCCGCAACCCCCGAUGCUUUGGAGGGCAACCUUCGAUACAUUCACCAUUGGGUGGAGGGUCUGUACAACCGACUCGUCGCCCGGUUUACUGACGAGGCCCAAAUGUGGCAAGAAUUUGCGGAUCAUGCCGCACUUUUGAACGAUCUACGGAAUCAACUGAAUCGCUUCCAAGGCAAAAGCUGGGUCAUCCCCGGCCUCCAACUAAUAGCUUCGGUCUCUUCUCUUGCCGACGAAUGGGGAGUUCCAAUGGCCAAUUGGCGUAUGGGACCUACGGAAUCUGCCAGUUUACUGGAACUUUUUGGCACUUUUAACUUCGAUAACGAACCCCCGGUUCAGUACAUGCCAGAUGCGCCGCGUCCGGAAAUGCUUUCUUCACUGCCUUCCCAAGUUCAUUCUCGGGCUGCUAUUUCUUCUGCGGUUGCGGGUCCGUCCCGUGCCGUAGACUCUUCUAACGCGGCUGCUGGUUGUUCUAACCCCUUGUCAAAACGCAAGGCUCCUGAAUCACCUAUGGUAGAGUCUUCGAGGCCCAAGCGAUCAAAAAUCGUCAAGGCUUCUGCUAACAGGGUAACCUUUGCAGAAUCGUCAGACGAAGAGGCUUCUGAGCCUCCCAAAUUCUAUCGCACUCGAUCUCGUGCUAGACAGGCACCCGUAGCUACCUCUGAAUCAGAGGCCGCAGCUACUGACCGGCCCUCCAGGCAGAAGUCUAGCAAGACCAAUAAAAGGAAAGGGAAGGCUAAGCGAUCUACAGAGAACACUGAAGUCUCUGUAGAUGAGCUGUGGACUUCUGGAGCCCGCUCCCAUGUGUUUCCCGAGGAAUGGGUUGGAGCUGCUCGUACUAUGGAACUUCAAUUCGAUCUUGGUGAGGCUAAGCUAAGCCUUGAAUCAAUUUUGAAAGCGGGUCGAUCUGUAGCUUUCUUUAACCAUUUCACUCCUUGCGGUCGCUGCACUUAUUUCGGCUACACAGACUGUAAACCCAUCUGGGCUGCCAGUGGUAAGACUGGCCGUAGGCCAACCUGUGCGCGUUGUUUCUCUGGGAAACAGAAGUGUUCAUACUUCGAUCCUGAUGAUUCCCGAUCUGGUCUCAAGAAACUUGAAGCUGCUUCAAGUAAUCAUCAUCUUUUGGCUAAGAUUGCGUUACGGCUCCAUCGCGAGCUACAAGCCUACGAUGAUCUCCGUAUUGCUCAAAUGGCCGCGUACAAGGCUUCCCGGUCCGUUUGGGAGAACAUUCAAGAAAGCCAACGGAUGCUACGGGCAGCUGGAAGGGAUCCAGUUGAAGUCUUCAAAGGUCUUAGUGACGAUGAAGACUUCCAAAUGACCCCUUCCCAAGUUAAAGCCCUUGGCGAAGCUCUUGGCUGGUCACUUUCUGGUUCUGCGACUGAAGAGGUCGAGGAGAAUGCUCCUCCCUCUAUUCCCUUGCUGUCCAGUUCUAUUAACCCACCAGCUCCCAUAGCUGGUUCUGGAAUUUUCGAGAAGGUUAGCGAGGCAGAAGAGGAGGGGGACGAUGAAGACUCAUCAGACUCUUCAUCGGGCCCUUCUUCUCCUUCUGCUAAUGCUGUAUCCGCCGUAGCAGAGUCUGCUACAGUCCAGGAGGAGGCUGAGGUUCCUCAAGCUCUGAGAUCCGACGUGGAGGUCACUGUUAAGGACCUAAUCGAUGAUGAGGCUGAGGAAGCUAGUACCGAGGAUUCAAGCGAUGGGGAAGAGACUAACGAGGAAAAAGCAGAAGAUUGGGAAAUUUCCACUUCUGACCUUGAAGGUCUUUCUCCCGUAGCUCGGGCCGUUAUGGAAAAGCUGGCACGGGAACGACUGGCCUACGAAAAGGCGUUUGGUCGUCCAAUGUAUCGCAAACGAGCGUAG